Chlamydomonas reinhardtii is the source of this 7910-nucleotide messenger RNA. RefSeq lists its product as uncharacterized. Bases 109 to 5001 code for a protein of 1630 amino acids. The transcript has 3 exons. NCBI's taxonomy places the organism in Eukaryota, Viridiplantae, Chlorophyta, Chlorophyceae, Chlamydomonadales, Chlamydomonadaceae. Gene Ontology annotation, biological process: regulation of transcription by RNA polymerase II. Gene Ontology annotation, cellular component: nucleus; aryl hydrocarbon receptor complex. The record is from RefSeq and is a predicted model, not a curated record. Gene Ontology annotation, molecular function: nuclear receptor activity; transcription cis-regulatory region binding.
AGACCGCGGACGAUGCUCCGACUGGAGGAGGCCGAUUCCGGCCAACAUCCGUCAUCCUCCUCCAACUCCAUGGGUUUUGCAGCUAUUGCAUCGGCUAGAGAUAGCUGGAUGGCUAGCCCGCGGGAGCCAGCCCAACAGCAGCAACAACAUGCAGGCCCCGCCACGCGCGGUACAGCUGCUUGGACCGCAGCUUUCGGGGGCGCCAAGACCGGGCCCGGGGACGAAGAGCUGCGAGAGCUACUGGAAGAGGUGUCCGCGAUACCGCUCCAGGCAAUGCCUGUGGCGCCUACACGCACCGAGGUGCUGCGGGCGCUGCAGCGCCGCCGGCUCGUGUGGGAGGGGACCCAGGCCGCGGUCACGGCCGCCGCAUUGCGGCGGCAACAGGGCAGCGCGGAGGACGACGAACAGGAACUGCAACAGGGAGCGCAGGGCGGCGUGGAGGACGAGGAGCAGCAGGGAGCAACGCACCACGACUGUGAUGAAGAGGACGACCUUGACUACGACAAAGCCCGAUUGCCCGGAGGCGCGACGGCAGGCGCCGACGGAGUGCCGGCACCUGCCGAGGCAGCGGCUGCAGUAGCAGCAGUAGGAGCGGCUUGGGCGCAGCCGGUAAAGCUGGUGGUGGUGCCAGGCGUGGCUCGGGGAGUGCCUACGCAGCACUCGGCCGCGUCGCCGGCUGCGGAACUGCAUCGGUCACUGGUGGAGGGGCAGGAGGGAGAGGUGCUGUCUGGCGGCGCGGGGACCUCCAGCCUCAUAUCGCCGGUGCUGGAGCAGCUGCUGGCGCUGAGGCAGGAGCGGGAGGAGCGGCAGCGGGGCCGCCAGCAGCCGCAGCCCAAGGCACAGGCGCAGCAGCAGCAGCAGCAGCCCAAGGCACAGGCACAGGCGCAGCAGCAGUACGGCGAGGCGCAUGGCGCGUGCCCGCCUGCUAACCCCAUUGGCACGAACCGCAGUGGCACCAGCAGCCCCACCCGCAAGUCGCCGGCACGGCGGGCGGCAGGAGCAGCAGCAGCAGCCCCACUUGCCGCGCCAAUGGCGUCGGCAGGCAGCUACGGCGCCCGUGACGCCAAGAGCGCAGCAGCCGCGCGAUCGCCGACAGCGCGCCUGUGCACGGCAGCCGGACUGCAGCGUGACGGCAGUAGCAGCGGCACUGGCGGCACCGGCAGUAGCAGCUCGCCAGCUGUGGGCAGGCUGGACCGGCAGCAGCAGCUGGCCGGCGGGCUGGCGGCCUCGGAAGCCAGUGCUGCUACAGCCGCGGCGGCAGCGCCCGCCGUCCUCCUAGCUGAGCAGCCCCAACCUCGCCUGACCUCCUUCCCCGGCCCCUGGCGCGGCAAGAGCUGGGAGGCAGGCUCCGGCGCCGCGCCACUGCCGCCAGCGCCGCCAAGCGCAACAGGGGCAGCAGCCGCAGCUGCGGCCAUCGUCCCUCGACUGGCGCUGCCUGGCGCUUCCAUGAACGGUGCCGCAGCCGCAGCCGCUACCACGCCAGCCUCUGCAGCUGCUACAGCUGCUACAGCUGCCCCUGGCGAUGCCCACGCACCGCCGCCGCCGCCGCCUCCCGGAACCAGCAGCCGCCACGGCGUGACGCUGCGGCCUGCCGCCGCCGCCGUACCCGGCGCCUCCAGGCACCUCUCGGGAGCAGCGCCCGCCCCUGCCGCGCCCUCGUCUCCCGGCCUUCCCGGCGCCUUCCCGGCUGGCAGCGUGCGGCGCGCCGCCCUUGCCAGCCGCUCCUUCACACACGGCUUCAGCGGCGCCUCUGCGGGCGCCGCAGCCGCGUCGAAGACGCUCCAACCCCAGCACUUUUCGCAUCUGCAGCCCCAACCGCACCCGCAUCCGCACCCACCUUCAGAGCCACAACCAUCCGGCCCACCACAGUUUAUUCUGGAGCCGCGACUGUCGUACGUGGCUGGGCCGCCGGGGCCUCACCUGCCACACCUGCCGCCGCGGCCGCCGUCACGUGACGGUCGGCCUGGCGACCUGACGUGUCGCUCAACCGGAGGGCUGGGCGCUUUGGAUGAGCCGUACGCGCCCGGUAUGGGCGGCCCCGGCUACGCCGCGGCUGAGUCAGGCCUUGGCAUGGGCGCGGACUCGGCUUUGCUCGGCGGUGAAGAUGAGUCUGACAGCGAGGAUGGGGCGGAGGAGGAGGAGGAGGAGGAGGAGCAGGAGGAGGAGGAGGAGGAGGAGGAGGAGGGCGUGCCGGUCAGCAGUGAGGAGCAGGCGAAGCUGCUGCGGCAGUGGCACGAGUGGCGCAACAGCGGCCGGCCACUCUCCGGCGAGUCUUCGAACGAGGGGGAGGAUGGCGAGGGGUACGAGUAUGAGCGAAUCUCGGUUACUGGCGCCGGAGAGGAGGUCGACCGCGAGGGCGAGGGCAGAGGCGAGGGUGAGGCGAGGGGUGACCGGUGCAGUCCAGCCGCCACUGGCACCGGUGAUGGCGCUUCCUACUGCAGCCGUGACGUCAGCGCUCUGCUGGUCAGCCCUGGCGGCGGCGGCGGCGGCGGCGGUGCCGGCGUUGCUUGCGGUGCGGCGGCGUUCCGGAGUGACGGCAUACCGCCGCCUCUCCGCCCGAGCACCAUGACUGGCAGUGGCGGCGGCGGUUGCGGCGGCGGCGGCGCAGCCGGCGGCGCUGACGGCGUCCUGCACUCCCCCGGCUUGCCCUCCCCCGCCUUCCUGGUAGCAGGCUGCGCGGCGGGUGUGGCUGCAGCGCCCCCCAGCCCUGGCAAGCCGGCGUCGGCUGUGCCGCCGCUCCUCCUCCGCCAGCAGCACCAGUCCUACAGCGGCAGCGGCGGUGCGGCCAGCAGCGGCGCCAGCAGCGCCGGGGCGGCCGGCGCUUGCCAUACCGUCGCCCACGGUGCGCGGACCCACGGCGGCGGCGCCGCCGCCGCCGCCAUGCCCGCCACCACCUGGUUCGCAUCCGCUUCAGCUGCCGGUGGCGCUGGAGACGGAAACGCCAGGGCCGAACCCCCCGCCGCCGUCUGGGCCGCCGCCGCGCCGCCGUCAGGCCAGCCCCUGGGCACCGGUGGUGCUACAGCCGCUGUUGCUCCUGGCGGUGCUACAGCCGCUGUUGCUCCUGGCGGUGCUACAGCCGGUGUUGCUCCUGGCGGUGCUACAGCCGCUGUUGCUCCUGGCGGUGCUACAGCCGGUGUUGCUCCUGGUGGUGCUACAGCCGGUGUUGCUCCUGGUGGUGCUACAGCCGGUGUUGCUCCUGCUGCUCCUGCUGCCGUUACUGCUGGUGGUGCUACAGCCGGUGCUGCUGCGUUCGCGCCGCGCAUCUCGUCACUGGCCUCCUCCGGUGGUCCGAACCGCUCCGCCAGCUUCAACGUCAAGCUCCCGGCGUUCAGGCAGCGCCUGGCCGGCCUCUCCUCCGGCAAUCUGCAGAUUGGAGGGCCCUUGGACCCUGCCUCACCCUCCGCACUCUCAACCACCCCAGCCGCCACCGCCGCCCCAGCAGCCGCACGCUUCAGCUCCACCACCACACGUGAAACAUGGCCGCAGACCUACGGCAGUGCCAGCACACCGCAGCUGUGUGAUGCGCGGGUAUCGGACAUGCUAGGAGCUGCUGUCGAUGUGGGCUCGCCCGCUGGCGCUUCCGUCGGCGGGGGCCUGCCGGGGGGCAGCAAGCUUGCCGCGCGCACGCCCAGCUUUCGCAAUGGCGGCGCUCGCGUGCCAUUGCACAGUGACAGCUUUGCGGAUGGCUGCAGAGGCAACAGCUACAGCAACAGCUAUAGCUACAGCGGCAUCGGUGGCGGCUGCCUUACUGCGGAUCCCGGCGGCAGUCCCGCAGCGGGCGGCCGGCCUCAUCCGCCCGCUCAGCGGGUCCCCGGCGGCGCCAGCUGGGCUGGGACGCCGUUUGAGGCGGCGGGGGUGUGGGCGGCGGCAGCUGCCACGUCAUCAACCGCCGCCGCCGCCACGGCCCCCGGCGCCUCGGCAGCGGCGGCGGCUCAGGCCAGCCCCGGAAGCCCAUGCUUCCAGCGCUACUCCACGCCCGCGGCCCCGCUCCCGCCGUCCUCGCCCUCGGCGGCUGCAGCGGCGGCGGCGGCGGCGGCUUCUCGUCACCUGCACAGCCAGGCCCAUGUGCGCCAGAGCUUCGGCAGCUCGCACCGCGCGCCACCUUCUUAUCCGCAACUGACAUCGCCUGCAUCGAUCUCUUUGGCAUCUUCGCCCGUCGGGACCGGCGGCGGCGGCGCCGCCACCAGAGGCGGCUCACUAGUCGCGGCGCUGACGCAGCACAGCCGCAGUGUCAGUGGCCGUGUGUCGUGUGAGAUGGCCAGGGCGGACGCCGCCUCCCACUCGGGUGGCGUCGCGGCCGCGUCGGCGGCGGCGGCGACUGGAGGAGCAAGAGGAGGAGCAGGAGGAGCAGGAGGAGGAGUGGAAGAGAGAGCAGGGAGCAUCAACGGGAUGUGGCAGUCUUCAGCCAGCCGAGCACGCACGGCGGCUCUGGCGCUGGCAGCGGAGCCCGGCGGCACUAGCCAACACCACCGACACCACCAGCAACAGCAACACCAGCAGCAGCAGCAGCAGCAGCAGUUGCCGCUGCAGUCGUUGCGGCAGCCCACGUCGCGUCUGGGCGGCACCCGCGCGUCGGUGGACAUUCCCUCGGCCGCGUAUGUGGGCCAGCAGAACCGCUCGAGCAAGUGCGGCAAUGGCCGCUUCUCCUUUGAGUCCCAGCUGGGCUCGCCGGCGGUUGCGGCUGCCGCCGCGGCGGCGGCAAGCCUGCUGUACUCGGAUCCCAGGGCCGCCAUGCAGGCGCUAAUGAUGGGCGGUGGGGCCGAGGGAGGCGCGGGGCUUGGGGGCGGAAGCGGAGGCGGAGGCGUCGGUGGUGGCGCGUGGUCGGCCAGCGGUGGUGCCGCAGCGAGCGGUGGUGAGGGCGGCAGUGGGCGGUCGCUGCAGGUUUCUAACAGCGUGGCUGGCAGGCGGCGUGCCCCAACGCCGGUGCCGGACGACGAGCUGCCUCUUUACAUGAGGUUUGAGCUGCCGGCGGGCAUGUUGCCGCCGCCCGACGACUCGUAGUUCGGAUAUGAGUAAUUUCUUUUUGUAGUGGGGUGUGGGUUUGUGUAAAGUAGUGGAUUUCUUGAUGCGGCGGCGGCACCUCCACAGUCAACACUGAAACACAUGUCUUCUCUGAGCAGUGUUAACUUUGGAACUUGGUUGAAUGCGUACUGACCUCUGUGAAUUCAAGUUGUACUACGGUAUAUGAUGCGCAGUGAAAUGAUCGUUAAUGGGGCACCAGCACCGCGCGUGGAAGAGCGCAUUGCUAGGGGACUUUCCUUGUACGUGACGGACGCCACACCACGUGUGCGGACAUAGUGCUUUUGGUCUCCCAUGCCGUUAUGUCUUAUGAUUUACUGUGCAGGAUGCAGGUCACUUCGGCCGCUGAAGUUGCGAGAAGAAAUCCUGUGGUCUGUGGCAGCCACGUAUUCGCUGUGCGCCUGCGUCUUGUGAAGCCAACAAAGCUACUGGCACAGGUGCAAGACUCCGCCUUGUACGGUAUGGCACGGACUCUACUGACGUGUGCUUCAUGGCUAGCCCGCAAAGCUGAUGCUCUAACACUUGACGCCGGAUGCAUUGACAUUUAACGCCAUGGUGGCCUUUCUGUCCGUUGCGUGGGUUGCACGGGUUGCAUGGGUUGGUUACGUGUCGUCUGUGCAACAUUCGGCGUGGCUUGCAGCGUGGUGGAAGGCGUGUGAGCGGCCCCCUUUGCCCUGCACGCCAAACGAACCGACCAAAGCUACGGUAUGCUAUACGAGGUUGGCUACAUACGGUAGGUACCAGAUUGGCUAUAAAUUGGUACCUGCUGUCCAAUCGGGUUGAUUGAGUCUGAUUGUUUUUUACUCUCGUGGUGUGAACGUCAAGGGGGAGGGGCUGUGCGCGUUCGGUGUUACAUGGAGGACUGAUAGGUGAAAUGGCACGCAUUUCCUGAUGGGGUGAGGGUGAGGUCUGUGUGCCCAAGCCUUGCACCGGUAAUACGGUAGGUCCCAGUCACCAAUAUUUCUGCCAUAGCACGGUCUAGCAUUACGAUGGCGGUAAAGUGCUGUUAUCACAGGGGCUAUGUCCGGGGGCUAUGUCCGGGCGAUGAGGAUAGCCGGGCGAUGAGGUUGUUCGGCCUCAGCCUGUGGAGGGGCUCAGCCCCUUUUCCCGUGACCGGGGAACACUCGUCACAGGGAGCUGGGGCACUGAGGGAAGUGGCUGCGGAGAGAUCCGCAGUACCAUAGUGAAGGAAGGAUGACCGACAUGGCUUGCGCACGCAUUGGGCCUUGACAUGUUGGGCUGAGGCAAUGUUUCUUGACACGAAACACGCUUGUACGCCUACAUGCUUGUAAAGUUUGAUGUUGUGCCGCUGUUGCUGUGCACUUUGGCCGCUGAAGCUGUAAGAAGACUUCCUUGCUUACUGCAGCAGUAUUCGGUGUUCGCUGUGCGGUUGCGUGUUGUGUUGCUUGCAAGCGAAGCCAUGAAACGGCCUUGACGCUUUUGCACUCUGCGCAUGAGUUGUUGCAGGGGUCUGUUCCUCUGAGUUGCUUGGUGUCUAAAGCGCUGUUGUGAAGCCGGCAAAGCUACCGGCAAGAGUGCAAAACUCGGCCUUGUAUGUGUGCGCAUCUCUGGCGCAGACUCUACUUACAUGUGUUUCAUGGCUAGCCCACGACGCUGAUGCUCUAACACUUGACGUCGGAUUCUUGAUACCGUACUUCAAGCCAUGGUUGGCCUUACUGUCCGUGUUACGGUUGGUUACGCGUCGUCUGUGUAACAUGGGGGCGUGGCUUGCAGCGUGGUGUAACUGUCGAAUGCUUAUGAGCAGCCCCCUUUGCCCUGCGCGCCAAACAAAGCAACCAAAGCUGCAGUAUGCCAUACCAAAUUGGCUAUAAAUUGUUGCCUGCUGUUCAAUCGUGUUGAGACUUAUUGUUUAUUAUCGUGGUGUGGACGUCAAUGGAUGCGGAUUACAAUUGAAGGGACAGCCCGACAAGCGGGGGCACGCCGUACCUACGCCGCGAAGGGCCAUCUGCGACCCAGAGAAACAACACCCGCCCCCUGGUUGGCUGCCGACCUUCAUAGUGUUACGCACAUGAGUCGAAGCCAAGCCGAAGCCCGCCAAAGCCCCACCGCCACGUAACACCCCUCAUCUCGUUUAGGUCUUUUGGCGGCAGCACCAACGCACAACAAGGCGCGACAGGCCAGAGGUCUGCCGAUGACAUCCCCAUCAAACGCAAGCACCACACAUUUUCUCGUCGGCGUCACAGACGCGCAAUGUCUUGGCCCGGAGGCCCAUGUCCGGAAACAAUGGGGGGGCUGUGCGCGUUCGGUGGUACAGUUCGGAGGACUGAUGGGUGAAUUGACACGCAUUUCAAAUGAGGGUGAGGUCUGUGUGCCCGAGCUCAACACCGGUAAUAGGUCCCAGUAACCGAUGUUUCUGCCUAGCACGGUCUAGUAUUACGAUGGCGGUAAAGUGGUUUUAUCACAGGGAGCUGGGGCACUGAGGGAAGAGGCUGCAAGGAGGUCCAUCCGCAGUGCCAUAGUGAAGGAAGGGUGACAGGCAUGGCUUACGCAUUGGGCCUUGGCUUGUUAGGCUGAGGCAAUUGUGCUUGACACAAAACACGCUGUUCAUGCCUACAUCCUUGUAAAGUUUGGUGCUGCGCUGUGUGUUGCUUAGCUGGGGUGCGAUAGCGGGCGGGGCGCACCACAUGCAACUGAAAUAAACAGCUGGAGCAGCGUCCAUCUGGGCGGUUGUGCAGGUCUGCGCAAGUAGGUGAAGGCGUUUUGUACUUUUGCGCUUGCGUACGCCAGGCCGCAAGCCAUGCAAGGGCAUGCAUGCAGCCUGCACAAAAGGAAAGGUGGUAAGGACGUAAGGUGUGGGCUUCAAGACCACAUGGCUCGACAUGAUGCGGAGCGACGGGCCGUGUGUGCUAUCUGCCUUGGCGAAAUCGAGC